AUAUGAAACCCGCAGCGCCGGACAAGAGAGCACUUCCGCAGUCACUGCCUGAUUAGCGUCGAGAGAAGGACAUACCGCAUCUAGGACCAUGGAACUUCAGACACCGACACCACCAUUCUUCUUUCGUGUUGAUAUGCUCCGACCAGAUCAAAGUAUGGAACAAAGAUCCGAUGGAGACAGGUGGCUUCCACCACGGCCGUCUGGGUCAAACCAAAUUUACCUGCGAGGUGAAUGGCUUCGCUACUCCGGUCAGCCAGGGCAGAAUAUCCAGCCCUCGAACCUGACCCCUCCGAGUUCGCCACAUCACGAUCAGUCCGCGAACACUAUGCUGUACUCAAAGAGCUACUCAAUGUAUUAUUCACAUGGCACUAUCUGGGUUCUGCCGUACGACGCUUCGGAGCGCCAGGUCAGCACUGGAACACAAGAUGGCUCUACGCCACCAAACAGUAGCGUGGACCUCAGUAAUGACGAAGAUGGAGCGCAGGAUUGGGAGAGCCUAAUGUUCAAUAACACAAAACCCUGGAUCGAGGGCAUAUCCUACGUUAGCGAAGAUGGUCAUUAUGAGCAGCUAAUAGAACAGUGGCCGGGUCAGCAGGGCUGGCUUGAUCGACUACUCCCCGAUCGCUACCGCACCAGCCCCUCCGUCAAGCACAAUAGACCCCGCCAAGGUGCUCGACGUGGCGGACUAUGCGGUGAGCUGCCCGUGCUAAUUGGCUUACUUGCGCUGUCAGUCACGCCGUCGACACCACAGGAACUUACCAGGACUCUACGCGGAUGUAUGCAAGCCCGCGGCUGGCGUGAACAUGGCGAAGCUGGAAGCUGGGUCAACAGACGCGGCGUCAUUGUCCACGUCCGCAAUGAUGUGAACGAUCCUGCUUCCACCUCACAAGAGCUCGAUAGAUUCGCUAAUGGAGGCUAUGGCAACAUCUUUCCGUGACCAAACGGAGAACGAAAACGGCGUGGCAUACUGCGUGGCAUACUGCGUGGAACAAGCCGGCUUGAGCAUGUACGCACUACAUUAGCCUUUGGU
Baudoinia panamericana UAMH 10762 is the source of this 1030-nucleotide messenger RNA. RefSeq lists its product as uncharacterized. The coding region runs from base 89 to 937 and encodes 282 amino acids. NCBI's taxonomy places the organism in Eukaryota, Fungi, Ascomycota, Dothideomycetes, Mycosphaerellales, Teratosphaeriaceae. The transcript has 4 exons. The record is from RefSeq and is a predicted model, not a curated record.